Quercus robur (English oak) is the source of this 1674-nucleotide messenger RNA. Its product is annotated as putative pentatricopeptide repeat-containing protein At3g05240. Gene Ontology annotation, molecular function: RNA binding; protein binding. Lineage: Eukaryota; Viridiplantae; Streptophyta; Magnoliopsida; Fagales; Fagaceae. Gene Ontology annotation, biological process: RNA modification. The record is from RefSeq and is a predicted model, not a curated record.
AUGAAGAAAUACCAUGGCUUCGUUCUCUCUUCCUUAGAAAAAUGCAGGACCAUGACUGAGUUGAAACAAUUACACGGGCUAAUGAUCACUACAUCAGUUAUCAAAAAUGUAAUCCCUCUCAGUAGGCUUGUUAUUUUUUGCGCGAAUGCCAAAUCUGGAGACAUCAAUUAUGCAAAGCCAGUUUUUAACCAUAUUGAGGUGCCUAGUUUAUACAUUUUGAACUCUAUGAAUAAAGGUUACUCUAACAGUAACAACCCAAAUUAGGCUUUGUGUAUGUACAGAGAAAUGCAGCAAAAGGGUUACUCCCCAGACCAUUUUGCAUUCCCUUUAGUGCUCAAAGCAAGUUCAGUAAUAAUUUAUCUAAAUUAUGGAAAAGAAAUUCUCAAUGGCAUUGUGAAAACUGGGUAUGAAUUGGAUGUGUAUGCUUCUAUUAGUUUAUAUGUGUCUUGCGCAGAUAUGGAAGCAGGGUUGAAAGUAUUUGAGUUUAUUCCAAAGUGGAAUUUGUUGGCUUGCACUAGUCUAUUUGCUGUGAAUGUUAAUAAGGGUUGGCCUAGAAAGUCCAUAGGAGUGCUUAAGGACAUGGUUUUGGAAUAUCCUAAUGAGAUUACCUUAGUGAAUACAUUAGUUGUAUGUGCUCGAAGUAGAGAUAAAGAUGCUGGAAACUGGGUUCAUAGAUGUGUUUGCCAACUUGGAUGUGAUCCCUUUGAGUCAAAUUUGAAUUUCAAUGUGAUACUUGCAACUGCCAUUAUGGAUAUGUAUCUAAAAUGUGGCAACUUGAGAUAUGCAAGGGACCUGUUCAACAAUAUGCCUCAAAGAAAUUUGGUCACUUGAAAUUCCAUGAUUGGUGAUUACAAUCAGUACGGUUGUGCAGUGGAGGCAUUAAAUCUAUUUUUUGAUAUGCUGGUUGUUGGAUUUGUACCGGACAAAGCUAUCGUUUUGAGUGUGAUCGGUGCCUGUGCUCAUUUAGGGGCUCCAGCAUUGGGACAAAGUAUUCAUGCUUACAUAUUAAAAACAAAUAAUGGUGCAGAUACUUGUAUUGGGACAGCACUAGUGAACAUGUAUUCCAAAAUUGGAAAUGCAAUAGGUGCUCAGGAGGUUUUCUCUAAAUUGGAAAAGAAAGAUGAGAUGGCACGCGCUAGUAUGAUCACCGGCUUAGCUAUACAUGGACUUGCUAAGGAGGCACUAAAUACUUUCAAGAGAACUAAUGUUAUUCCUGAUGAGAUCACAAUCACUGGGAUUUUGUGCGCAUGUAGCCAUGUUGGGUUUCAAAGACAUUUUGCCUAUGAGGUAUAUGGCAUAGAACCAAUAGUUGAGCAUUAUGGUUGCAUGGUUUGUCUUUUGAGUUGAGCAGGCUACUUUGAAGGGGCAGAGAAAUUAGUGAAGAAAAUGUCAAUGCAACUGAAAUGUUGCAUAUGGGGUGCUCUUUUAAAUGGUUGUGAGAUUCAUGAAAAUGCAAAUCUACCUGAUCAAGUGAGAAGCCGCAUAACAUAGUUGGAACCUCAAGGUAGUGGGGUCUUUGUUCUUCUUUCUAAUAUAUAUGCUAGGGCCGGGAAAUGGCAAGAAGUAUAGUAUCUUAUGGUAAAUAGAAGGAUUGCAAAAACUCUUGGGUAUAGUGCAGUUGAACUGAAAUUAUUGAGUUCAAACAUCAUUCUAACAUCAAAUACAAUAGUCUAA